Messenger RNA from Olea europaea var. sylvestris, 4014 nucleotides. RefSeq names its product protein NLP9-like. The transcript has 5 exons. The record is from RefSeq and is a predicted model, not a curated record. Bases 808 to 3837 code for a protein of 1009 amino acids. Gene Ontology annotation, molecular function: DNA-binding transcription factor activity; protein binding. Lineage: Eukaryota; Viridiplantae; Streptophyta; Magnoliopsida; Lamiales; Oleaceae.
GAACAAAUCUCCCACGGACAAGGUUACCUCGUUCCUCUCCCGUUCUUCGGUUUCCGUUUAUAGAAAAAUUCCCUUAAAAAGGUAGCUUUUUAUCUACCCCUUGGAAUCAGUUCUAUAGUCCUUUCGACAGGAACAAACAUAUUUCGAAAGCACACAGUAAAGUAUGAUUUAGCUCGAGAUUUUUCUUAUCCCUUUUGUUCUGCGAUACGGGUUUUUCUUCUCAAUCAUUUUCACUUAGUAUAAGUAUACGCUUUAUGUUAAUUGGUUAUGAGGAUAUGAAUCUGAGCUGGGUUUUGAUUUGUGGUUCUUCUGGUGAUUUGAUUCGCUGUAUGGUUGGUGAAUUCUAGGAUUUUUGUGGGGGCGCUGCCUUUGUUGAUUGAUUAGCUUUUUUCGGCUUUUUCUAUGCAAUUAAGUUCUGCUGCUUACCUCCCCGAAAGUUUCUGAAUCUCUGAGGUCAUUCCUCAGAGUUCUUGUCUGUAUUUCUCCUGUAUAAUUGACUGUAUAUAAUCAUAUAUACAUCUUUGUAUCUGUGAGUGUAAGGGAGUGAGUAACUUCAUAUCAUGGGUAUUGAUGGGUUUCGUUUGAUUGACGUGAAUUUGACUUGAUUGGGGGUUUGAGUUGAAUAAUUGGGGGAAAAGGGGUAGUUUAUGUGAACGUCUGAACAUGAUUGUGAGAUAUAUGGUAAAUGGAACUCAAUAUGGGAGGAAUUUCGUGCAAUAGAUAUCAAAUUAAGUGGCUUGAAAGUUCUUUGUAUUUGGAGAUUUAACUUGUUUGGUAUACUACUUGUUUUCUGGUCUUUGAAUUGAGAUGGAGUACCCUUUUUCGAGUAAGGAGAAGGAUACUGGAUAUUGGCCUUCACCGAGGGGUCAGAUGGAGUGUAUGGAUAAGACUUAUAUGGAGAAUGGCAUACGGGGCUCGAAUUUGGAUGGUUCAUUUAGUAACAUUGGAGAAUUUAUGAAUGUUGAUUCGAAUGGUGGAUGGUGCAAUAACCCCAAUAAUGUUUCAGAUUUCUUGUUUCCCUCUUUUCCAAUAUCGCCUCAUAGUUCGACAGUCACAAAUUUUGUGCCUUUUGAUGGGAUAAACUUCACAGAGCAGUAUUCUCUCCAGGUGCCCAUGGUAGAAGGUGAAACUGUGGGAAGUUUGUCUAGCAUGGGAGGCAAAAUGCUGCUUCAGCAGAUGCACAGCCAAUUAAAGUUCCCGGUGGAUUCUGCUAAUAAUGGGGUUGAUGUGAGCCAGAGGAGAGGUAAUAGCUCAGCCCAGCAGAAUGCGGUUUCUGAAAGACAUACCACAAUCCCUAGACUUCCUUCACAAUCCUUGGCUGAGAAAAUGCUCAGAGCAUUACAUCUAUUUAAAGAAUGGUCUGGAGGGGGUAUUUUGGCCCAAGUUUGGGUUCCAAUAAAGAAUAGGGAUGGGUACAUCUUAAGCACCUGUGAACAACCUUAUUUACUUGACCAGACACUUUCUGGUUAUCGUGAAGUGUCUAGGUUUUUUACCUUUGCUGCAGAAUCAAGACCGGGUUCUUUCCCAGGCCUUCCGGGCCGUGUCUUUACCUCUAAGAUACCAGAGUGGACAUCAAAUGUGGUGUACUACAAUAAAGAAGAGUACUUGAGGGUUCAGUAUGCGAUUGAGCAUGAAGUCCGUGGAUCUGUUGCCUUACCUGUGUUUGAGGAUGAUUCGCCUGAAAGAUCAUGUUGUGCAGUGCUAGAAUUGGUCACCAUGAAGGAAAAACCCAAUUUUGACUCGGAGAUGGAAAAUGUGUGUCAUGCCCUCCAGGCAGUGAAUUUAAGGAGCACUGUACCUCGAUUCUAUCCCCAGUGUCUUUCAAAGAAUCAAAGAUCAGCUUUAGCUGAAAUAACUGAUGUUUUGCGAGCUGUUUGCCAUGCACAUAGACUGCCUCUUGCUUUGACAUGGAUUCCUUGCUGUUACAAAGAGGGGGCUGAUGAUGAAACUACAACAGUACAAGUUAGAGGAUGCAACACAAGUUCUGACGAAAAAUGUAUACUGUGCAUUGAGAGUACAGCCUGUUACGUAAAUGAUAGAGCUAUGCAGGGAUUUAUGCAUGCAUGUAGGGAACAUCAUCUUGAGGAGGGACAAGGUAUUGCUGGGAAAGCUCUCCAAUCAAAUCACCCCUUUUUCUACUCUGAUGUAAAGGAAUACCACAUAAGUGAGUAUCCUCUUGUUCAUCAUGCCCGGAAAUUCGGCCUAAAUGCUGCUGUUGCAAUUAGGUUAAGAAGUACAUAUACUGGUGAUGAUGACUAUAUACUAGAAUUCUUUCUCCCUGUCAAUAUGAAAGGGAGUACAGAACAGCAGCUCUUGCUAAAUAACCUAUCCGGUACAAUGCAGAGGAUCUGCAGGAGUUUGAGGACAGCGUCAGAUGCAACAUUAGUUGGACUAGAAUCUGAAGUUGGACUACAGAAUGGGGAAGUUCAAAGCAUUCCACCUAGUACAUUGUCCAGGAGGAGCUCUGAACAGUCACUGAUAGAUGGCAAUUUAAACUCUGGCGAUCAAUUACCCCUGAAUGUAUCAGAUUCAAAGACUACUGAAAUGGAUGCCGACGUUCCUCUUGACCAGACAAUUGCUGGGUCAAGGAGACGGAUGGAGAAGAAGAGAAGCACAGCUGAGAAGCAUGUUAGUUUAAGUGUUCUUCAGCAAUACUUUUCUGGUAGCCUGAAGGAUGCAGCGCAAAGCAUUGGUGUAUGUCCAACUACGCUCAAAAGGAUAUGUAGACAACACGGCAUCUCAAGAUGGCCAUCCCGCAAGAUAAACAAAGUGAAUCGUUCUUUGAGGAAAAUACAGAGCGUCCUUGACUCUGUUCAGGGGGUGGAAGGUGGAUUGAAGUAUGAUCCAUACACCGGGGAGCUUGUGGCUGCUAGCUCUAUCCAAGAUUUUGAUCAGCAAAAAAGUGUUCUCAUCCACAGUAGAAGUCAAUCCAUUGGAAAUCCAGAUUCAUUUAUCCAGGGUGCGAUCCUGGCUUCUCCAUCUUGCACUGAUGUUGAGGGUGGCAUUGUGAAAAUGGAAGAAGGGUGUUUUUUGGACAGAAAUAAAGUGGCGAGGUCAAAUGUGCCGAGUCCUAACUCUUUCAAUGGAGAGCGUAAAAUAAAUACACUUAUGCCAGAAAGCUCCGAUGAAUCCAAAUUGGCUGCACUAGAUACUGGGCCGUUCCAGCCUGCUAGUCUUAACACCAUGCCUUGGGCGUCUUCUUGGAAGCUUGCAUCAAAUCCUUUCCUUAUGGGAGAAGGAUGCAAUCAGUGGGAGCUAAACAAUAGCAUGAACCUAGUGGCUUCCGAGUAUCCCUUCUCUUCUCAAAGCUCAAUGUCCAUUGCUGCUGGCAAUGAUAUAUACAGUACAUUUAAAGGUGAUAUUGGAGUGGAUGAUGAUGCAGUUUUUGAACAUAGCCAGCCCACCUCCUCGGGAAUGACAGACUCGUCCAGUGGGCCUGGCUCAACAAGGAAAGGCAGUUCGUCAAGCUCAAGAAGUUGUGAUGAAAAGAAGAAUUCUCAGACUGAGGCAAGCUGUGGAGAAAGUGGGUCAAAAAUUACUGUCAAAGCUACUUAUAAAGAAGACACAAUCCGGUUCAAGUUCAAGCCUUCUGGUGGAUGUUUUCGACUGUAUGAAGAAACAGCAAAGAGGUUCAAACUAAAUACAGGGCAGUUCCAGAUCAAGUAUCUUGAUGAUGAGGAGGAAUGGGUGUUGUUGGUAAGUGAUUCUGAUUUGCAAGAGUGCCUCGAAGUAUUGGACUUUGUAGGCACUCGCAGUGUAAAGUUUCUUGUCCGUGAUAUACCUUGUGCCGUAGGGAGCUCGUGCGGCAGCAAUUACUUCAUGGCAGGAGACUCUUGAUAAAUCAACUGGUUUUCUUAUUGAUCCUAAUGGAGAUUUUCUUCAACUGGCUGUUACAAAUCCUGCUGAAGACUGACCUCUUGUGGCAGCAAUUACUUCAUGGUAGGAGACUCUUGAUAAAUCAACUGGUUUUCUUAUUGAUCCUAAUGGAGAUUUUCUUCAACUGGCUGUUACAAA